Molecule: messenger RNA, 2086 nt
Organism: Rhododendron vialii
Lineage: Eukaryota; Viridiplantae; Streptophyta; Magnoliopsida; Ericales; Ericaceae
Product: glutamate--glyoxylate aminotransferase 2
Exons: 14
Coding region: 450-1895 (481 amino acids)
Biological process (GO): biosynthetic process; photorespiration
Molecular function (GO): L-alanine:2-oxoglutarate transaminase activity; pyridoxal phosphate binding; L-alanine:glyoxylate transaminase activity
Source: RefSeq, a predicted model, not a curated record
CCAAAGUAGCAGAUGAGCCAAACCAUGCGAGCGCUCAAUAUCGACCAACGGGUUCAUAGCUCGAAGCUACACCACACUUCUUGCAUGAGAUUUAUCCACAGAAAAAUCUCUCAAAUUUCCUUCGGAAAAUUUCCCAUAUAAUCCAUCUACCACUUUUCAGUGGCUGUGGUGUUGCCUCUGGCUCUGAGGUCAAUGUGAGCUGCCACAUUGCCCCCACAAAACGUUCCAACUCUCUUCUUUCUGUCUCUAGCCAACCACAAUAUUCCAACUUGGGGGCGGUGCCAGUUUGUUUUAGCACCUGGCCUCGGACUCAAAAAACCAACUUCACAGCCCCAUUCGAAGCCAUCUCGAAAGAUAAGUGGAUAACCGAGUGCAGAGGUUGUUGUUUGACCUCUUGUCUGUAAUCCAGGAAAAUUGGGUGGGGUCAGUUGGACAAUCUCUCCUCCACCAUGUCGCCCAAGGCAUUGGACUACGAAUACUUGAAUGAAAAUGUGAAGAAGGUUCAAUAUGCUGUCCGAGGCGAGCUGUACCUUCGAGCUUCAGAACUUCAGAAGGAAGGGAAGAAGAUUAUUUUCACCAACGUUGGCAAUCCCCAUGCCCUAGGACAGAAGCCAUUAAGUUUCCCUCGUCAGGUGGUUGCUCUAUGCCAAGCUCCAUUUCUGCUGGAUGACCCUAAUGUUGGACUCAUAUUCCCUGCUGAUGCAAUUGCAAAAGCUAAGCAUUACCUGUCAUUGACUUCAGGAGGUCUAGGUGCUUACAGUGAUUCAAGAGGCCUUCCUGGAGUGAGGAAGGAAGUGGCAGAGUUCAUUGGAAGGCGUGAUGGGUAUCCCAGUGACCCAGAACUUGUAUUUCUCACCGAUGGUGCAAGCAAAGGAGUAAUGCAGAUCUUGAACACUAUUAUCCGAGGUGAAGGGGAUGGGAUUUUGGUUCCUGUUCCUCAAUAUCCACUUUACUCAGCUACAAUAUCUUUGUUUGGGGGCUCACUUGUUCCAUAUUACCUGGAAGAGACAGCAAACUGGGGUCUUGAUAUUAAUAACCUUCGAGAAUCAGUUGCACAUGCUCGCUCUAAAGGAAUAACUGUACGAGCAAUGGUGAUUAUAAACCCUGGUAAUCCUACCGGACAGUGUCUCAGUGUAGCUAAUCUGAAAGAGAUUUUACGCUUCUGUUACCAAGAAAAUUUAGUCUUGCUUGGGGACGAAGUUUAUCAACAGAAUAUUUACCAAGAUGAGCGCCCGUUUAUCAGUGCAAGAAAGGUUAUGUAUGAUAUGGGACCACCCCUAAGCAAUGAGCUCCAGCUUGUUUCUUUCCACACCGUGUCAAAAGGAUAUUGGGGUGAAUGCGGACAGCGAGGCGGAUACUUUGAGAUGACUAACAUACCUCCAAAGACUGUUGAUGAAAUCUAUAAGGUUGCAUCAAUAUCACUCAGUCCAACUGUUCCUGGGCAGAUAUUUGUAGGACUAAUGGUCAACCCGCUGAAACCAGGAGAUAUCUCAUAUGACCUAUUUGUUAGGGAAAGCAAAGGCAUCCUUGAGUCACUGAGGAAGAGAGCCCAAAUUAUGACUGAUGGGUUCAACAGCUGCAGAAAUGUUGUUUGUAAUUUUACAGAAGGUGCCAUGUAUUCCUUCCCACAAAUACGUUUGCCACCAAAAGCAAUAGAGGCUGCGAGAAGGCUUGGAAAGGUUCCAGAUGUUUUCUAUUGUCUCAAGCUAUUGGAAGCCACUGGCAUCUCCACCGUCCCUGGUUCAGGAUUUGGACAAAAAGAAGGGGUAUUCCACCUGAGGACAACCAUCUUACCAGCCGAAGAAGAGAUGCCUGCAAUUAUGGCAAGUUUCAAGAAGUUCAAUGAUGAGUUCAUGGAGCAAUAUGAAGACCACAGAGGCUAUUCCAGGAUGUAAAGGUGUGCUUAAGUUUAUAAUCUGUAUAAUUCUCUUCUGAUGGUGGAAACUGUCAACUGUAUGUACACCCCUGAACCAAUAUCCUCCUCUGGCCAUACAAUUGGGAUAUACCAAUUUGCUUCUGUUUUAUAGUAGCCCUUAUUGACUUUUCGCUUCUGAUGAAUUAAUUAUAUGCAUUGAUGGUUCAAAUA